Molecule: messenger RNA, 1854 nt
Organism: Dracunculus medinensis (Guinea worm)
Lineage: Eukaryota; Metazoa; Nematoda; Chromadorea; Rhabditida; Dracunculidae
Source: the annotation of a GenBank genome assembly
AUGAUGGUUGCUUCUGAACAAGUACCACUUUCGGAAACUUCUAGGACUCCGCAAAAUUAUCAAUUAGGAAAUGCCGAUGUUAAACAUAAUAAAAAUCUUAAUACAAUUGAAAUGCAAUUAUCAAAUAAUGUGAUUGGUCUAACAAAAGAACAACUCGAACAAUAUAGAAGUGAUCCAUUUUGGAAAACACUGAGAACAAUCCUAUUCAUUUUAUUUUGCUCCCUAUGGGUUUGUAUGUUUGCUGCAGCAUUCGUUAUUGUCAUAUUAAGCCCAAAAUGUAGUGCGAAAAAAGAACCCGAAUGGUGGCGUACAAAACUUAGUUAUCAGAUAUUCACACCAGCGUUCCGAGAUUCGGAUGGUGACGGUAUUGGAGAUUUCAAAGGUGUUGAAGAAAAAUUAGAAGAUAUACGUAAAAUUGGUGUGAAAAGUAUAUGGCUUAGCCCUGUUAUCACCACACAAAAAGAUGAUUUUCUUCCUUAUGAUAUUGUUGAUUCAAUACCGGAUGAACGCUUUGGUAAUGCAAAAGAUUUUAUCUCUUUAGUCGAGAAUGUACAUAAUCGUGGAAUGUACAUUGUCAUCGAUUUACCUAUCGCAACGACAUCAAAAUAUCAUGAAUGGUUUACGGAUGCAAUAAAAAAUGGAAAUUUCCACGAUUACUAUAUUUGGAAAUCAGCGAGUGAAAUCGAGUUGGACGAUGAUUUUGUCGUAUUAAAUGAAAGUGAUUCCAAGGAGAAACAAGCAUAUUUAAGUUAUAAUGGUCGUGAUCCAGUGCUUAAUUGGAACUACAAAGGAAUGGCUGAUAUUAUGAAAAAUUUUGCUAUAGAAUAUCUUAGUAUGGGUGUUGAUGGUUUCUAUUUGCCAUAUGUUCAUCAGUUGAAGAGAAAGGAUAAAAUAGAUCCAGAACAGCAAAAAGAGGCGCUAAACGCUCUCGAAGAAUUUAUUUCAUCGUUAGAAGGUUAUAUUAAUGCAACAGAAUCGAUAGGAAAUAAGGAGAUCGCUUUCUUCACGAGUGUGGACGAUAUGAAAAUUUUACAACCAAAUUUAACUAAUUCUUUAACUAAUCUUAAAUAUUUUAUCGAUGAUUCGAUUACAAAAUUAGACGAGCAGAAAUGCGCUGAUAAUAUAGGAAAAUGUAUUCACAAUUCUUUAUCGAAAUCAUUGGAUCGUUUUCAACAAUCGCAACUUCCAUACAUAUGGCAAUUUACAAAUCUACAUGUUUCUCGACUCACUUCACGUUUUGAUGUUGCAACAGGCAAUCUGUUAACAUUCAUACAGCUCGUAUUGCCGGGAGGAAUCGAGAUUUACUAUGGACAAGAACUUGGCUUAACUGAUACGAAUCGUAAAAAAGGAGGACAAACCGGAUUAAUGCAAUGGGAUAGUAGUAAAUUUGCUGGAUUUAGUCAGACGAAUGAUGCGCCAUUCUUUAUAACUACCGAUGAUUAUAAAGACGUUAAUUACGAGACUCAAUUAAAUGCUGAACGUUCAAUGCUAAAAACAUUUAAAAUUAUCAGUAAAAUUCGCGAACGAGAUGAAAGUUUGAUAAGCGCACCAAUGAAAUUAGCGCCUUAUUCGGAUGAUUUGAUUAUGUUUGCUAGAGUAAACCACGCUGAAGGAGCUGUCAUUGGAUCGGUUUGUGAAAUAUUGCAAAAAUUUGUUUACAUUGUGGUUGCUAAUUUCGGUAUAAAAGAGCAUCAAGCGAAUUUUACAAUUUUAGUACCAUCAGAAAAGUCAUCGAAUCAAAUUGAAAUUGUCGCUACCACGCCGAAUGUCGAGAAUUACUCAGCAAAACAAAAACUCGACAAUAGUGGAAAGAUUUUAUUAAACGCCAAACAAGGAAUAUUGCUUAAGAUUUAA